Dioscorea cayenensis subsp. rotundata (Guinea yam) is the source of this 1409-nucleotide messenger RNA. RefSeq lists its product as uncharacterized. Gene Ontology annotation, molecular function: protein binding. Gene Ontology annotation, cellular component: U12-type spliceosomal complex. The record is from RefSeq and is a predicted model, not a curated record. NCBI's taxonomy places the organism in Eukaryota, Viridiplantae, Streptophyta, Magnoliopsida, Dioscoreales, Dioscoreaceae. Bases 414 to 1085 code for a protein of 223 amino acids. The transcript has 5 exons. Gene Ontology annotation, biological process: mRNA splicing, via spliceosome.
CGUUCGACAACGCGCGCGUAUGCAUGCAUGCGCACAAGGUGUUCGACGUUUUGUUUAGCACGUUUGGCAACGCGCGCGUGUGAGCGCGCUCGUGGUCGAGGGCGCGAGCGUAACCGCGCUUCCCGGAUUCCCGGGCCCUUUUCCCAACGGGCAACACCAAAUCCCAGGUUUUCUCUCUUCGCUCUCAUUCCUUUCCCUUCUCCCAAACCAAGAAUCCCUCCUCCCUCCAAAGCCUUCUCAUUCUCAUUCUCUUCUCUAUAUUUCCAAUCCUUCAACCCUCCUUUCCAUUCCGUGCUCCUCAAUGCUCGCCUGGGAGCCUCUCCGCUCCUCCUCCUCCUCCUCCUCCUCCUCCGCUACCUCCUCUUCCUCCUUCGUAUCGCCAUCCUCGUCGGCGUCAUCUCUGGUCUCCUCCGAUGACGAGCAUAGCGCCGGCGAGGUUGGCAUUGGGGAUUCCUUCUAGCCGGCGAAGGAGCUUCUCCUAUCACCUCCUCCCUGAGCCGCUCAUCCGCCUCACUAUCCUCAAGCUGGAUGACACCUCCUUUGAUGUGCGGAUCGAAAGAUCGGCUGCGGUUUGGGAGCUGAAGAUCGCCGUGGAGGAUGUGUUCGAUCGGCCAGCCGAGGAGGGUGGAGUUGUUAUCUCUUGGCCUCAUGUAUGGGGUCUCUUCUGCUUGUGUUAUGGUGAUCAGAAGCUGAUUGAUGACAAGGCUAUUCUCCGGAACUUUGGAAUCAAAGACGGUGAUCAGCUUCGUUUCAUGAGACAUCACUCAGGUGACAUAAAUGUUGUCCAGAAUCGCCCAAGAAGACGUGAAAAAGUUCCACGGCAGCACUUCUUACUAACAGUACCUGAGGUAGAAGUUGAGAAUCACAAGGAUGAGAGGGAAGAGAAUACAAGUCCCGGCCAAUAUGAAGAUGAAAACUCCAAUAUCGACAUCGAUGAGGUAAACCUGAUCGGCCGUUCAGAGUUCAGAUUGGCUGAUUGGAUACGGAGAUGGCUUUCUUGUGCUGGUUUACAGCAGAAUUACAGAAAAACAAGAUCCAUACACAACACUCCGUUCUUAAAUUCAGACGAUGAUUUGGAGGAUUGAAUCAAACACUGAAGAGAUGACACAGUCUUAAGUAAGAGAUCUUUUAUAGAAAAAAAAAACAAAAACAAAAACAAAGAGCCAGGUUCAUGCAUGCCCAUGGAUAAAUUCAACAAUUUUCUUCGAAGAUUUAUGGCUAUGUUGCUAUUAUUGCAUUUUGGUUGACCGAACAUAAUGAUCUUCAUGAAGUUUGGAAUUCUCUUAUGUUAGUUAAAGAUACGGCAUUGUAUGAAUUGCAUCAGGUUUGGGUUUUAUCCCUUCAGAUUUACUUAGCAUUUCGUAGGUUGAUCAUGUACAGAAAACACCCUUGAAUUGUUUCAUUUUGAA